Molecule: messenger RNA, 2121 nt
Organism: Ascoidea rubescens DSM 1968
Lineage: Eukaryota; Fungi; Ascomycota; Saccharomycetes; Ascoideales; Ascoideaceae
Product: transcription factor IIIB, Bdp1 subunit
Exons: 2
Coding region: 1-2121 (706 amino acids)
Biological process (GO): RNA polymerase III preinitiation complex assembly
Cellular component (GO): transcription factor TFIIIB complex
Molecular function (GO): TFIIIC-class transcription factor complex binding
Source: RefSeq, a predicted model, not a curated record
AUGACUGAAAAAAGCGAUGUUGAAGGUGAUAUUGAUCUGGAAGAUAUUGAUCUAGAUGAUAUAGUAGCUGCAAUGAGUUUUGUCAACAAAUCUGGUGCUCGGUUUGCUCCGAAAAUCGUCAGAAGAAACAAGCUAAGUCAUCCAGCUUCGAGCACUUCUCCUGCUGUGCAAAAUGUACAAAACAUACAAAAUAUUCAGAGCCCAGACACCAAUAGAAGGAAUUCUCUUGUUUCUGGUGCUGGUUCAAAAAUUCAGGCUUUUAGCUCUCCUGCUCUUCCUCCAACAUCUUCGUCAUCAGCAUCUUCGUCAUCUUCUUCACUAACAACUACCUCAACCAACUCAAUACUAAAACCAACUGCAGAAGCCUAUGAAAAUAGUGUUCAGCCAAAGGCUAUUUCCAGAAGACCCAGCUCCUGUGUACAUAUAGCUGAUUCAUCCAGUUCGCUGAUCAAUUUUCCUCGAAGAAAAACUGUUUCUUUUAGUCCAAAUGAAAAAAUUACAAAGUCCUCUAAUAUUGAUCCAAAUUUGUCCAGUAAUAAUACUGAACAUUCAGAGUUUUCUGAAAGCUACUAUGUUCAACCUACAAAAAUUGACAUUCCUCAAGUUAAUCCUUUACCAAUUCAAACUCCAAGAAAACCAAGAAAGAAAAGAUCAUUGCCCUCAAAAUCUUCUUUUUCUAAUCUAUCUAUCAAAAAGUCUAGGAAUAAUGGAACUCUCUCUGAAUCUAAUAAUUCAAACUAUGGCUACAGUAUUGAUUCAAUGCCAGCUCCCAUUUCAAUAGAAAUUGCUCAAAAAGCAAUGGAGCAUUCCAGUAUUCAACUAGAACAACUAGAACAACAAAAUACUCAAUUUUCAAUUCCUCUAUUGAAUCCCUCUAUUAACACUAAAAACAAUGAAGAUAUCAAUCAGUUAUACCAGAAAAAUAUCGAUUUCCAGAACAUCGUUAAUCAAAAUAAAUCCAAUGGCUCUGAUGAAGACGACGGAAAAUAUGACAUUUUGCUAGAUCCUAAAUCAAAAAAAAUGAUCAAAGUUAAAGAGAAAGACAUCACUGUUGAAAUGAUUUCCAUUCAAGAAAGUUUCAUAAUUAAAAAUAUUAAUCAGAUUUCAAAAGACAUGAAACAUGUAAACCACAAGUUAUUGGAAAAGUUCACAUUAGAUGCUGACAACAUCAGCUUGGGUGAUCUAUGCAAAGAAGUUAUGCCAAUCGGAAAAGUAUCUGAUAACUAUGAACUAGCCGUCGAAGCAUUCACCAAAAAGCAAAUUGCAGCAAAGGAGAGAAAAGAGUUGAGAUUAAAAGCAAGAGAAAAAAGAGUCCCUCUCGAGCAAUUACUUGGUGAUGACAAAUCUAAAAUUAAUUUGAAUCAACAAAGUAAAGACGCUGUUGAAGAUUUAUUGAGGCUAGAGGAAAAACUUCAAGAUGGUGAAGCCUCUUCUUUCAAAUUAAGAGUAUCAAAAGACGGCGAAAUAGAUAUUGAUGAAGAGAGUACACUCAUCAACCGUAACACUAGAGAUAGAAGUCUUUUUAAAUCAGGAAUUGUUGAAACUGACAACCCAUUUGAAAAUUCGGUCAAUUCUAGAUCAUACUCAAAGGAUACCUACUAUGACAAAUGGACUUUGGAUGAAACCGUUUUAUUUUUCAGAGCUUUAUCCACAUGGGGAACAGAUUUUGGCGUAAUUGCCCAAUUAUUUCCAUACAGAAAUCGAAGACAAAUUAAACUAAAGUAUUCCCUAGAAGAAAGAAAAAAUCCUCACAUAGUCGAAUUAUCCUUAACUAGAAAAAUUCCUCUGAAUAUUGUUGAAUAUUUAAAUGAGGUUAACAGGGGAAAAGACGAAGUCAAAAAGACAAAGUUCAAAUCAUUGGAUGAAUUUGAAAAAGAAUUGAAAAAACUAAAAGCUGAACAUGAUAAAUCAGUUAAACAGUUGAUUAAAGAAAAAGAAAAAGCAAAACAAGAAGAUGAAGAAGCUGAGAGAAGAAAAGAAAUCGAAAUAAGAACAGGUAUUAGGAAAUUAACAAGAUCCGAACAGAUAUUGCAAUUGAGAAAACAUGAAGAAGUGUUGGGAACCAUCGAUGAAAUGACCAGACCGGUUCGUCCUUCUCGUCCAGGUCCAUUCAAUUAUUAG